AUGCCAGCGCGAGGCAACAAGGUCCUCGCGAUGACCAUAGGAUUAGCCAUCGUUUUGUCCUUUUCUUUUGUCCUGUUCAACGACGAUGCCUACAGAUCCGUUCCAGCCCAGUAUGGACACUUUAGAAGAUUCCAAAGGGUUCGCAUCUGCGAGACCACUCCUGGGGUGCGAUCUUUUAGCGGCUACAUCACCAUACCCCCAAAUGAGGAUUCUCCCGUCGAGAGCAACAUGUUCUUCAUGUUCUUCGAGGCCAGAAAGUCCCCACGAAAGGCCCCACUGACUCUUUGGCUCCAGGGUGGACCAGGCUCGGGCUCAAUCGGCCAAGCCGUGUCGGGCCACAGCGGUCCGUGCCGCGUCGCCGGUCCCGACGGCACGGCGACCGAGCUGAACCCCUGGAGCUGGAACAACGAGGCCAACAUGCUGUACGUCGACCAGCCCGUGCUCACCGGCUACAGCUACGACGCGAUCUCGCGGGGCUUCCGCGACGUGACCAGCGGGCACGUCACCCUGGGCGACGACGUCUUUGCGCAGAUCCCCGGCGACAAUGCCACCAUCCGCAGGGGCGUCUUCCCCAGCCAGGACGGCAACAACGCCCCCAACACGACAGACGCGUCCGUCGCUCAGCUGGUCCGCUUCCUGGACAUCUGGACCGACGACUUUGCCCGCUACCGCCACGACGAGAUCAACAUCUGGGCCCAGUCGUACGGGGGCCACUACGCACCCGCGCUGGCCAGCGCCCUCAUGGCCCGCCGCCGCGACAGGCCGGAGCUGAUGUCGGUCGCGUCCGUCGGCAUCAUCAACGGCUUCGUGGACAUGCUGCUGCAGGCGCCGUCGUUGACGACGUUUCCCGUCAACAACACGUUCGGCAUCAAGGCGUACUCGGAAGAGGUGGCCGCCCAGGCCAGAGCCAUCCUGCCGACCUGCAUCUCCCAGGGCGGCGACUGCCAGGCGCUGCAGCGCUCCAAGGCCAGGAGCAGGGGGGAGGUCGAGUCCGCCUGCGCGGCCGCCUUUGCCACCUGCUGGGGAAUGGCGGCGCUCUACGACUCCCGGGCGGAUCGGGGGGUUUUCGACAUUGCCCACCAGUCGCUGGACCCCUUCCCGCCGGAGUACGUCGUCGGAUGGCUCAACAAUGGCAAGGUGAGGCGGAAGCUCGGGGCCAGGGUCAACUACACCGAGACCAGCGGCCCGACGGAGACCGCGUUUGCAAUGACGGGCGACUUUAUGAGGAGCUCUACCGAUGAGCUGGUCGGUUUGAUUGAUGCGGGGGUCAAGGUGGCGUUGAUUUUUGGAGAUCGCGACUUUCGUUGCAACUGGGUUGGCGGUGAGGCGGUCAGUCUCGCCCUCAAUCACUCCAAAAAGGAGCAGUUCGCCGCAGCGGGGUACACCGACCUCAAAACCAACAACACCUACAUCGGCGGCAAGGUCCGACAGCAGGGCCUCUUCUCUUUCACCCGAGUCUUCCAGGCCGGUCACGAGGUUCCAAUGUAUCAGCCCGAGACGGCCUAUCAGAUUUUCAUGCGGACCAUCACGGGCAGGGACGUGGCGACGGGGACUGUGGAUGUUGUCAAGGACGCCGGCUUCGUCACGCAGGGGCCUCUGUCGGUUUUUGACGUGCAGCAGCCGCCUCCCCAGCAGCCGCCGAACGAAUGCUAUAUUGAUUUUUCGCCAUUGGGGACGCGCUGCACCAAGGAGCAGGUUGCGGCCUUGACUAAUGGCACGGCGGUCGUUGCGAAUCGCGUCGUGGUUUCGCCAGCUGCUUGA
Pyricularia oryzae 70-15 is the source of this 1761-nucleotide messenger RNA. Its product is annotated as carboxypeptidase S1. Gene Ontology annotation, biological process: proteolysis. Lineage: Eukaryota; Fungi; Ascomycota; Sordariomycetes; Magnaporthales; Pyriculariaceae. Gene Ontology annotation, cellular component: fungal-type vacuole. The transcript has 3 exons. The record is from RefSeq and is a predicted model, not a curated record. Gene Ontology annotation, molecular function: serine-type carboxypeptidase activity. The coding region runs from base 1 to 1761 and encodes 586 amino acids.